This is a messenger RNA of Scheffersomyces coipomensis, 1946 nucleotides long. RefSeq names its product acetyl-CoA:L-glutamate N-acetyltransferase (gene ARG2). The coding region runs from base 89 to 1825 and encodes 578 amino acids. The record is from RefSeq and is a predicted model, not a curated record. Gene Ontology annotation, molecular function: L-glutamate N-acetyltransferase activity, acting on acetyl-CoA as donor. Gene Ontology annotation, biological process: L-ornithine biosynthetic process; L-arginine biosynthetic process. Gene Ontology annotation, cellular component: mitochondrial matrix. The transcript has a single exon. NCBI's taxonomy places the organism in Eukaryota, Fungi, Ascomycota, Pichiomycetes, Serinales, Debaryomycetaceae.
CUCUGAAAAAAAAAACUUAAUUAAUUACCAAAACAUAUAAGCAAAAUAUACAUAAUUCAAACAUCAAAGGUCUUAAACGGCAUUGUAGAUGAGCAAAUUGAGGAAUUUGAAUAGAGAAUUCAUUUCUAAUUUGAAAACUCAUGAAUUGAUAACGGAAGCCAAAAGGAAUUUGAUCCUUUCCAUCUUGAAAUCAACCACCACAAAUAGAGAAGCCAGGAAUUAUUUAAACAAAUAUCAGAAUCAAUUUGAAUUUGAUUUAUCAUUCAAGAAUGCUUUGAAGGCUAAGGAUGAUGAAGGUAAUUCAUUGAACAAACGUGAUAACCAGAGAGAAUUGUUCAUACAGAGAUACUUGAAUUACCAGAAUCCAUUUUUGAAUAUCUAUGCCGAUAAUGAAAAGAUAAAGAAAAUCCCAUUACGUUUGGCGUUAAUCAAGAUUAAAUUCCCUGCUAUUACUCUGGAAGAAUGGAAAGGUAUAUCAGAAACUUUAAAGAGAUUGGUUAACUUGGGAAUUUCUCCUGUGAUUUUAUUAGAUUAUGAUCAUCUAUCGGAUGGAACGUUUAAGUAUAAUGAAUUAUAUAUGAUUAAUCAAGUGAAUAAAGUUAUGAAUCAUUUAGGGAAACCAGAUGAUGAGAAUGGACUUAAGACAACUGGUUUGAGAUCUUUGUUUUCCAGAAAAGAUGAAAAUACUCCACCAACUAUAAACAGUUUAGAACUGAUAUUGAUUCCAUUAUAUCAAGGUAUAAUUCCUAUCAUACAACCAGUAGUGUAUAACACGACCUCAUCAUUUCAAGAGUUUAUAAGUACUAAUGAUUUAAUGUAUGGACUAACAUCCUCAUUAUUACAAGAUACUUCUAAUUUACUUUCCAUUGAAAAAAUAAUUAACAUUGAUCCUAUUGGUGGAAUUCCAUCCAUAGAAAGAAACCAAACUAGUCAUGUGUUUAUUAAUCUUUCACAAGAAUAUUCUGAUAUUGUUUCGGAAUUAUACAUUGGUUACAUACCUCCUACAGUACGUGAUUUGCAUGUUAGUAAUUUAGCAAGUAUGAAUAAAAUCUUACAAUUAGCAUAUUCCAAGACUGGUACGGAUGAUACUACGGGUAUAAUUACAACUCCAAAGGUUAUGUCAAUCAAUGAUGAUCAAUUAAAUCCAAUUAUCUAUAACAUCUUAACUGAUAGACCAAUAAUUUCAUCUUCAUUACCAAGUUCAAAUACAAGAACACCUCAAUUAUCAACUUCCAUUGUGAAAAAGGGAAUUGAUGUUAAGAUAUAUGAUGAGGCUACUUUUCCAGGAACAUUCACCUUACAAAAUCUUAUAGAUCAAAAACUUGUAGAUAAAGAGAAAUUAGUACGGUUAAUUAAUGAUUCGUUUGGCAAAAGUUUAGGGGUUGACAAAUACUUUGAACGAGUUAAUAAUAAUUUGGCAACAUUGGUAAUAAUUGGAGAUUAUGAUGGAGCUGCAAUAAUAACAUGGGAAUAUAGUAAUCAUCAGAAAGUUGCAUAUUUAGAUAAGUUUGCUAUUGCAAGAAGAAAUCAAGGAUUACCUGGUAUGGCUGAUAUUAUCUUUAAAAUCAUCUUACAAUCACAUCCAUUUGAGUUGAUAUGGAGAUCACGUAAGAAUAAUCCUGUCAAUAAGUGGUAUUUUGAAAGAUGUAUUGGUUCGAUGAGUACACCUGAAUCACAAUGGAAGAUAUUUUAUACUGGAGAGUUAUUUAAUAAGAAAAUUGAUAAAACCAAGAAGAAAAUCAUUCCUGAUGGUACAGUUGGUAUCAGAAGAAAACUAACUCAAUAUUCAGAUAUUUGUGAAAGUAUCCCCCCAUCAUUCCCAUAGCAUUAGACUAGUCUUUUAAUACAAUAUAUAUUUAUCCUAUAAUGUAAAAAUUUCCCGAUUAAGCAAUUAAAAGUAACACACCGCAAUUUUUGCAGACAGUUCAAAAAAAAAUCUCAUGAAG